AUGCGCAAUCUCAUCAUCAUCGUCAUUAUCAUCGUCCUCGCGCUAGUUAUUUUGCGCCAGGCGCUCUAUGUAGUUGACGUUACCGAACAGGUAAUCAUCCUCCGUUUUGGUGAGGUGGUUAAUACUCAGAACACGCCUGGCCUAAACGUCAAACUCCCCUUCGUCGACACCGUAGUGCGACUGGACAAACGUAUCCUACGGAUUGACGCCCCGGCCACCUCGAUGCCCGACCAGGACAAAGAGAACUUGGUGAUCGACAUUUACGCUCGCUACCGCAUCAUCGAUGCAGUGCAGUUCCGCAAAACCCUGCAAACCGAAAACAACGCCCGCAGCCGCCUGGGGGACAUCGUAAUCUCCACUCUCCGUGACCGGGUUGCCCUGCGCGAUCGCACCGAUAUAAUCGGCGCCAAAACUCAACUCGACGAUUCGGAGACGCGAACUGAAAUUCUCGAUGAGGUGCUCCUGAGGGUUCAGGAAAUUACCCAGCGGGAUAAUUUCGGCAUUGAAAUCAUCGACGUGCGGAUCAAGCGUGCCGACUUCCCACCGGCCGUUACCAAUUCCAUCUACACCAGAAUGCGCGCCGAACGUAACCGUAUCGCUGCCGGAUUCCGCGCCGAAGGUCAAGCGCAGGCCAUCCAGAUUCUGGCGGAAUCGCUGAACCGCGACCCCGAACUGUUCGCCUUCCUGCGGAGCCUCGAAUCCUACCGGCUGAUAUUCCAGCCCGGAGACACCGUCAUUCUGCCGGCUGACUCUCCGCUGCUGCGUUACCUGACCGGCCCGGGCGGAACUACGCCCGCCGAAUAA
Geodia barretti is the source of this 804-nucleotide messenger RNA. The record is from the annotation of a GenBank genome assembly. Lineage: Eukaryota; Metazoa; Porifera; Demospongiae; Tetractinellida; Geodiidae.